CCAAAAUUUUCGUCCUGAAAGGUUAGAACAUGAAAAUUCACCAUGUUAUUCAACUUCAGAAAGCUGGAUAUUAGACACAGUGUCUAGAUGAAACAGAGUUGAUCUCUUUGGGAAGAAAAAAGUAAAGAUACUCAUAAAGAAUUUUUGAAACACCUCCUGGGAAAUUUAGAUGUUUCCUAGUCAGUAAUGUGUAAAUGGGAUUUUAAAGCUUGAUUAUUUGGAAUUUUUAACAAUCAAUAUGUAGAGCUUUUUUAAUGCAGUAGAAACAAUAAAUUGAAGCAUGUUCUCACAGACAAUAACAAACAGUGAUAUUUUUACUUUUAUAAUAAUAUUAUUUGUGGAAUUAGUAAUAGGAAUCUUAGGAAAUGGAUUUAUAGCAUUAGUGAAUAUCAUGGACUGGACCAAGAGAAGAAGAAUUACUUCAGCGGAUCAGAUUCUUACUGCUUUGGCCCUUACCAGAUUGCUCUUUGUGUGGUUUAUGAUCAUUUGUAUAUUGAUAUCCAUACUGUGCCCACAUUUGCUUACAAGAUCAAAAAUACUUAUAUCAAUGGGUGUUAUCUGGGUAGUGAACAAUCAUUUUAGCAUUUGGCUUGCUACAUGCAUUGGUGUCUUUUAUUUCCUCAAGAUAGCCAAUUUUUCUAAUUCUUUAUUUCUUUACCUAAAGUGGAGAGUUAAAAAAGUGGUAUUAGUGAUAAUACUGGUAUCACUGAUUUUCUUGACUUUAAACAUUUUAUCUUUAGGGAUGUAUAAUCAGUUCUCAAUUUAUGUUUAUGAAGGAAAUAUGUCUUAUAAUUUGGGGGAUUCAACACAGUUUCCCAGAAUUUUCUUGUUCACCAACUCAUCCAAAACUUUCUUAAUCACCAACUCAUCCCAUGUUCUCUUACCCAUCAACUCCCUGUUCAUGCUCAUACCCUUCACAAUGUCCCUGGUAGCUUUUCUUAUGGUCAUUUUAUCACUAUGGAAGCAUCACAAGAAGAUGAAGGUCAAUGCCAAACGACCUAGAGAUGCCAGUACCAUGGCCCAUAUUAUAGCCUUGCAAACUGGACUCUCCUUCCUGCUGCUAUAUACAAUAUACUUACUUUUUAUUGUCAUAGGAAUGUUGAGCCUUGGGUCAAUUGGGGGGAAAUUAAUAUUUUUAUUAGACCACAUUUCUGGAAUUGUAUUUCCUAUAAGCCACUCAUUUGUGCUGAUUCUGGGAAACAGAAAGCUGAGACAAGCCAGUCUUUCUGUGCUGCAUUGUUUGAGGUGCUGGGACAAAUAUGUGGACACCAUCAGUCCCUAA
Molecule: messenger RNA, 1282 nt
Organism: Mastomys coucha (southern multimammate mouse)
Lineage: Eukaryota; Metazoa; Chordata; Mammalia; Rodentia; Muridae
Product: taste receptor type 2 member 110-like
Exons: 2
Coding region: 281-1282 (333 amino acids)
Biological process (GO): detection of chemical stimulus involved in sensory perception of bitter taste; G protein-coupled receptor signaling pathway; sensory perception of taste
Cellular component (GO): membrane
Molecular function (GO): G protein-coupled receptor activity; bitter taste receptor activity
Source: RefSeq, a predicted model, not a curated record